Molecule: messenger RNA, 1035 nt
Organism: Eutrema salsugineum
Lineage: Eukaryota; Viridiplantae; Streptophyta; Magnoliopsida; Brassicales; Brassicaceae
Product: ethylene-responsive transcription factor ERF105
Exons: 1
Coding region: 93-773 (226 amino acids)
Biological process (GO): ethylene-activated signaling pathway; regulation of DNA-templated transcription
Molecular function (GO): DNA-binding transcription factor activity; DNA binding
Source: RefSeq, a predicted model, not a curated record
CUCAUUUUAUAUAACCCUCCAAUCUCAAAAUCCAAAAAAUUCACAAACAAUCAAAAACCACAAAAACAACACUCCACUCUCAGUUUCAACUUAUGGCUUCUUCUUCACAACAAGAACAUGACCAAUCAGCUUUAGAUCUCAUAACUCAACACCUCCUUACCGAUUUCCCUUCUAUAGAGACCUUCGUCUCAAGCAUCAACCACUGCACCUCCUCAACUCUAAGCCAACGCAAGCCACCUCUUGCCACCAUCGCAGUUCCUACUACUUCACCACCGGUGGUGGCUCAAGAGGAUGAUCAAAGGCAUUACAGAGGCGUGAGGAGAAGACCGUGGGGUAAGUACGCAGCUGAGAUCAGAGACCCAAACAAGAAAGGUGUUCGUGUAUGGUUAGGUACUUUUGACACAGCCGUGGAAGCUGCAAGAAGUUACGACAAGGCUGCUUUUAAACUACGAGGAAGCAAAGCCAUUCUUAACUUCCCACUCGAAGCAGGCAAGCACGAGGACUUUGGAGACGAUGGCAACAACAACAACAACAAGACUGUGCCUUUGAAAGCUAAGAGGAAGAGACAAGUAAUGGAUGAAGAAAGCCAUGAGAGCAGCCAUAAAGCUGUGAAAAGGGAAGAGACGGAAGCUCAGGGUGAGGCUUGUCCGUUAACGCCGUCAAAUUGGAUGGGGUUUUGGGACGGAGUAGACGGUAAUGGGAUGAGACUAUUCUCUGUGCCUCCGUUAUCUCCUUAUCCAUCUCUUGGACACUCUCAACUCGUGGUUAAGUAAGCUUCUGGGGUCAUAUGGGGAAAAUUCCAACAUUAGGUGACAUCAGCAACUUUGGAUUAUAUAAUAUAUCAUCCACAAGAAAAGCCCAAAGAAGACAAUAAUGACAAAACUUGUUAAUCUUAAGGAUUGUAUUCAAUAAACCUCAUGGAAUGAGUUAGCUUCUAGAUUGGUUGAUUGUAAAUACUUUGCUAUAUUCAUUCAUUCUUUUUGAAUGCAAAUUAUCUCUACUAAAGAGAAUGAUAGUUUUUUUAUAGAACAAAGA